ACGACCCAGGACACCCAUCAAAAGAAUGGAAGCAUGCUCGUAAGAAGUGAAGUCGGCGACCAAGCUUCCGUGCCGGCCGCGACCAAGCUUCAGUCAACAUCGAAUCAAUCAGACCGCAACCCUGAAGGAUCUGCCAAGCAAAACGGCCAAACAUCUGCCUUACCCACAACGGUAGAAUCGCUGGCCAACGGUGAGGAGGGGUCGUGCCAGGAGCAGAAAACACCUACGUUAGCGCACACAAAACGUGCGAUUCGUGUGGUGUCAUUAGAAAGAUUGCUGCGACCCAGCCUGGUCAACACAUUGGAUGAUGCCGGAGCAAAAGUUGUGAAAGCUUCCGGCGCAAGCAACUCGACUCCACGAAAAUCGAAACGCAACAUUAGCAUUAUCGAAAUAAGUAGCAGUGAUGAUAGUGAAUCCUCGUCUGUCAUUAGCUUGCACGACGAUGUUUUGAACGAAAGUGCCAAUGAAUCUACGAGCACUCACCGGAGCAAACAAAUACACAAGAAUGGCGGAAGCCGUACCAUCGCGAACGGCGUGAAGCUUGCUGCAGGGGCAUAUCAGAGAAAAAUGGCUAGGAACUCAAGAAAACGGAGAGCCGUGACUGAUAGUGAAGAGGAUGAUGGUGCGGAAAAUACAGGAAAAAAUGAGUCUCCAGUCGAAGAGUCCCCGGCCGCGGUCAAUGGCAGUGAUACUAGUGAUGAGGAUACGACAGAAAAUAACAGCAAUGAUCCAGAAACAGGUAAAUCCAACGCCAACGUAGAAAGAAAACGCAGGGCCGCGGCACGAUCCUGCCGCACGAAUCAGGCACGGCAGGACCAAAGUACCGAUGAGGAGCAGCAGAAGGAUGAGAGUGAUGAGGACGGCAUUCAGUUGCGCAGGAAACGCGCACGAAUAAGAAAAAACUCUUCUUCGUCGGAUGAGAAAAAGAAAGCCAAGCCGAAGCUAACGAAGCGCAAACGCAUCAAGACGAACUCGUCCGGCGACAGCGAGGAAGACUCGCCCACCAAGGGUCGAAAGAAUAUUCGCAAGGUACUGAAAAAGAGCGAUCUCGAGCAGACGACCAAGAACGCUGAGCUAGAGGAACGGGAACGCAAACAGCGCGUGGCCGAGCGGCAAAAGCACUACAACCAGGAGGCGUUCGACGAGAAGCCGGAGGAAAUUCGCCCGCUCGAGCAGCUGGUGUUGGACUUUGAUGAUGAAACGAAGAAACCGCUGCUGGAGGUUGACAAAAAGCUGGUCAAACAGCUGAAGCCACAUCAAGCGAAUGGUGUCAAGUUUAUGUUUGACGCAUGCUUCGAAAGUCUGGAGCAAAUGAAGGAAAGCAAGGGUUCCGGAUGCAUCCUGGCGCACUGCAUGGGAUUGGGUAAAACGCUCCAAGUCGUUGCGUUGGCCCACACGCUCAUUACGAACUCCGACGUUACGGGAGUGAAACGAAUACUAGUGGUCUGUCCACUGUCGACAGUCUUGAACUGGGCGAACGAAUUCAGCAUCUGGAUGAAGCACGUCCGCAAGAACAGCGAGAUUGAUGUUUACGAAAUAUCAAAGUCCAAGGACAACGUGGCACGUGCCAAUUUGCUGAUGGAAUGGCACAAUGAGGGUGGCGUGAUGAUUAUGGGUUACGAUAUGUUCCGCAAUCUGGCCAACCCGUCUGCGGCACGUAUACGGAAAAAGGUGCGCGAAUCGCUGCAAAUAUCGCUCAUCAAUCCCGGCCCGGAUAUGAUCGUAUGUGACGAAGGUCACCUGCUCAAAAAUGAGAAAACAUCCCUUUCGAAGGCGGUGACACGCAUCACGACGCUACGCCGAAUAGUACUGACUGGUACACCGAUACAGAACAAUAUGAAAGAAUAUUACUGUAUGGUGCAGUUCGUGAAACCGAAACUGCUCGGUACGUACCCGGAGUACACGAAUCGCUUCGUCAACCCGAUUACGAAUGGACAGUACACCGACAGUACGCCCCAUGAUAUUCAGGUGAUGCGGAAGCGUUCUCACGUGCUCCACAAGCUGCUGGACGGUUGUGUUCAGCGCCGUGACUACUCCGUGUUGUCGCCAUUUCUUCCCCCCAAGCUGGAAUUCGUGCUCUCAGUCAAGCUCACCCCGAUGCAGUGCACUCUGUACAAGCAUUACAUGGAGAACUUUGCCGGCAAGCGACAAACCGACGACAUGAUGCAGAAAGGUACGUCGAUGUUGUUUACUGACUUUCAAAAUUUGCAACGCAUUUGGACCCAUCCCAUGGUGUUGCGCUACAAUAGUGAUCGUUAUGAAAUUAAUCAACAAAAAAAGCGGUUUGAAGAGGAUUCUGAAGAGGAAUCGGCCGGAUCGAUAAAAGAUUUUCUUGACGAUAGUGAGAGUGAACAAAUGACAUCCAGUGGAUCCUCCUCGGAUUCGGAAGACGAUGUGAAGUCUGUUCAUGAUGUGGCCGACAGUGAUAGCAGCUCGUCGUCCGAGGAUUCGUCCAAAAGCACAAGUAAAAAGGCUACAACGGGUCCUUCCGUGUCACCGCGUCGAACCCGUACAAAAAAGAAGGAAGUGGAAGAGGAGCCAAUCGAGUUACCGAAGGCAGAAAACCCGACCGAAUGGUGGAUGCAGUUGUGUCCGGAAAGCGAGCUUGAUAAUUUGGAACACUCCGGGAAGCUGAUGUUACUGAUGGAAAUUCUUAAAGAGUGUGAAACAAUCGGAGAUAAGCUUUUGGUGUUCUCCCAAUCGCUCUAUGCGUUGGACGUGAUCGAACACUUCCUCUGGUUGCUGGACGAAAACACGCAGAAAAAGGAGGAGGAGCGGAAUGAAACGUUGAGCAAAUAUCCUGGCUCGUGGGCGCUCGGUUUGGACUAUUUCCGUCUGGACGGAUCGACUUCGAUGGAUAAUAGAAACGAUGCCUGCAACAUAUUCAAUGACGAGAGCAACACAAGAGCAAGGUUAUUUUUAAUUUCAACACGUGCCGGAGGGUUGGGCAUCAAUCUGGUGGCAGCCAAUAGGGUCGUUAUCUUCGACGUAUCGUGGAAUCCAUCGCAUGACAUACAGAGCAUCUUCCGCUUGUAUCGAUUCGGGCAGCGUAAACCGUGCUAUGUUUAUCGGCUUAUUGCCAUGGGCACAAUGGAGGAGAAAAUCUACGAACGUCAGGUGACAAAGCAAGCGAUUUCCAAGCGUGUGAUCGACGAGCAACAGAUCGAUCGACACUACAAAGCGAACGAUCUACAGGAGCUGUACAGGUACGAUUUGGAGCCGGCUGAAGCUCGGCCAACACCGAACGUACCGAAAGAUCGCCUGUUUGCCGAGUUACUGCAGCGGUUCGAUACAAUUAUCUACAAGUACCACGAGCACGAUUCGCUGCUGGAAAACAAGGAAGAAGAAACUCUCGACGAGGAAGAACGCAAAGCCGCCUGGGAGGAAUUCGAACAGGAGAAAAACCGUCCGCCGGUGCCGGCAUUCGGUAUGGCAGUUGGCAACUAUGGUAUGGGUAUGGGCACAGGAAUGGCAAUGGGUGGUCGAGUUACUGGUCCGGUAACGUCGAGUACUACGUACGGUUUCCGGAACGACGUUUUGCUGAAGCUACUAAACAUGAAAGCUCGUCAGGAUAAUCCUCAUUUGGGCGACAACAUCAUUAACACCAUGAUCCCUUAUAUGAUGCAAGAAUUGCAAAUGCAAAUGAAAGAAGGCGAAUUAUCGCUUUAUAGAAGUUUGUGGGAUCUUUACUACCAGUUGGAAGUUGGAGUUCCUUCACAAACUCUUCAGACCCAGCCAAUGGGUUACGCAGCGGGUAACGCGGGAAUGCUCGGACAACCUCCACGGAUCCAUCAGCCAACGAUGUCGACAUCUGCUGGAACUAUGUCUUAUGCUUAUCCCAAUCAAAGUGGAGCACCGUUUGUGGUUGGCAUGCCGAACCAACAACCGGGAAUCAGCGGUUUGCAUCAAGUCGGCGUUGCUCCUGCAGUCAGCGGUCCUCCCAUCAUUGAUCCUAAUAUAGUAGAGCUUGAUUAAUGGUAAAAACCACAUUAUUUAAAAAUGACACAUGUCGGUGUACGAUACCUAACCUCUAAUUUUCAAGGUUCAGUUAAGAUGCGUUCGAUUUUCUUCUUCUACCAUGCAUGCAAGAUUGCUAGUACGUGUGAAGCACUAAUAUAUGAAACAUUCUUAUUAUAAAUUAAUAAUAAUAAAAAAUCAUGUAGAAACCGC
Molecule: messenger RNA, 4170 nt
Organism: Anopheles cruzii
Lineage: Eukaryota; Metazoa; Arthropoda; Insecta; Diptera; Culicidae
Product: transcriptional regulator ATRX homolog
Exons: 14
Coding region: 34-3975 (1313 amino acids)
Cellular component (GO): nucleus
Molecular function (GO): ATP binding; ATP hydrolysis activity; ATP-dependent chromatin remodeler activity
Source: RefSeq, a predicted model, not a curated record